Messenger RNA from Pyricularia grisea, 3247 nucleotides. RefSeq lists its product as uncharacterized. The transcript has 3 exons. Lineage: Eukaryota; Fungi; Ascomycota; Sordariomycetes; Magnaporthales; Pyriculariaceae. Gene Ontology annotation, molecular function: poly(A) binding; poly(U) RNA binding; mRNA 3'-UTR binding. The record is from RefSeq and is a predicted model, not a curated record. Gene Ontology annotation, cellular component: ribonucleoprotein complex; nucleus; cytosol. The coding region runs from base 442 to 2721 and encodes 759 amino acids.
CGUUUCUCUCUUUUUCUCCCGCCCACAACACCAAGGUCAGAUAUCUGCACUCACCAGUUGACAAGUACGAAUUUCGUACUUGAAUGCUGUUCUCACGCAUCAUCUCUUCAUAACUCAAAUCCACAAAAAAAUUUGAAAAUCCCCCAAAAAAGCCCUUGACAGUUUCUGUCGAGAAGAAAAUCACCACCUUCAUCUACUUGACGCAAGUCGUAGCAAAGGACAAAAACGACUUCAAACGAUUAAAAAAAAAAAAAAAAAGGCAGUACAAAAAUAACCGAAACAGCGGCAAGCCACAGAGGAGCUCUAAAGACAGCAAACGAUUUGGGAAAUUCUGCCCAAAUUCGACAUUAGACCUACGCGGCUGUCUUUGACCUUGACGGCCAUCUCUUUGUCACAUUAAGAUCAAAGUAAAACCAUUUCGAUUCACGAUAUUUCGUCAUAAUGGCCGCCCCUGCCAACACCGCUGCUGUUGAUCAGCUCACCUCGGACCUCGCCAACGCCAGUAUCAAUGGCGGUGAAAAGACUACAGUCAACACCAAUGUCGGCGCCUCCUUCACGGGCGAGGAGAUUGACACGGCCGGUCCGACCCCCUCGUCUGCCGCCCCCCACCCCCAAGCGUCCGCAUCCCUCUACGUUGGCGAGCUUGACCCCUCCGUCACUGAGGCGAUGCUCUUCGAGCUCUUCUCCCAGAUUGGCUCUGUUGCAUCCAUCCGUGUGUGCCGCGACGCUGUCACUCGCCGCUCUCUCGGCUACGCCUACGUGAACUACAACACGACUGCCGAUGGCGAGAAGGCUCUCGAGGAGCUCAACUACACCCUGAUUAAGGGCCGGCCCUGCCGCAUCAUGUGGUCGCAACGUGACCCUGCUCUGCGCAAGACUGGUCAGGGCAACGUUUUCAUCAAGAACCUGGACGUCGCCAUCGACAACAAGGCUCUGCACGACACCUUUGCGGCUUUCGGUAACAUCUUGAGCUGCAAGGUCGCACAGGAUGAGAAUGGUAACUCGAAGGGUUACGGUUUCGUUCACUACGAGACUGAUGAGGCUGCUUCCCAGGCUAUCAAGCAUGUCAACGGCAUGCUCCUGAACGAGAAGAAGGUCUACGUAGGCCACCACAUCCCCAAGAAGGACCGCCAGAGCAAAUUCGAUGAGAUGAAGGCCAACUUCACCAACAUCUACGUGAAGAACAUCAACCCUGAAGUUACUGACGACGAGUUCCGUGCUCUGUUUGAAAAGUUCGGCGAUGUCACCUCGUCAUCGCUUGCUCGUGACCAGGAGACUGGCAAGAGCCGUGGUUUUGGCUUCGUUAACUUCACUUCCCAUGAGGAUGCCUCCAAGGCUGUGCAGGAACUUAACGAGAAGGAGUUCCAUGGACAGAACCUCUACGUCGGCCGUGCGCAAAAGAAGCACGAACGUGAGGAGGAGCUGCGCAAAUCUUACGAGGCUGCCCGCCAGGAGAAGGCCAGCAAGUACCAGGGUGUCAACCUUUACAUCAAGAACCUGGACGAUGAGGUCGACGAUGAGAAACUUCGUCAGCUCUUCGCCGAGUUCGGACCCAUUACCUCGGCGAAGGUCAUGCGUGAUAGCGUUGGUGAGCCUGGCGAGGAGGGUGAGUCCAGGGAGGGUGAGGAUGGCGAGAAGAACAAGGAGAACAAGGCCGAGGAGAAAGAAGGCGAGGAUUCCAAGCCCGAGGAGAAGGAAGGCGAUGACUCGAAGCCCAAGUCGAAGCUUGGUAAGAGCAAGGGAUUUGGCUUUGUUUGCUUCGCCAACCCUGAUGAUGCCACCAAGGCUGUCGCCGAGAUGAACCAGCGCAUGGUUAACAACAAGCCGCUGUAUGUUGCUCUGGCUCAGCGCAAGGAUGUCCGCAAGAACCAGCUCGAGCAGAGCAUCCAGGCCCGCAACCAACUCCGUAUGCAGCAAGCUGCCGCUGCAGCGGGUAUGCCUCAACAGUACAUGCAAGCUCCUGUUUUCUACGGACCUGGCUCCCAGCCUGGCUUCAUGCCCCCUGCUGGUGGCCGCGGUAUGCCCUACCCCCAGGGUGGUAUGCCCAUGCAGCCUGGCCGUCCCGGUCAGUUCCCUGCUGGCUUCGCUGGCCAACAGGGUGGACGCGGCGCCAUGCCCCAGGGCAUCCCGCCUAUGUACGGACUUCCCGGCCAGUUCCCUCCCCAGGGUCCGUUCCCUCAACCCAACAACCCGCAGUUCAUUGCCGCUAUGCAGCAGAUCCAGCAGUCAGCCCUUGCUGGCGGUCGCGGCGGUCCCGCCGGACGCGGGCCUAUGCAAGGCGGUGUGCCUGUUCCUGGCAUGCCUGGCGGUGCUGGCCUUCCUGGCUUCCCUCCCAACGCUAGGCAACAAGGUCCGGGUGCUGGACGCGGAGCUGCCGCUGGCCGUGCGCCUGCCGGUGCCCCCGCCGGCGCUCGUGGUGCUGGUGCUCCUGAGGGUCUCCAGGGUCAGCUGGCCGCUGUGGCUGAUAACCCUGGCCAGCAGAAGCAGAUCCUCGGCGAGGCCAUCUUCCCCAAGAUCCAGGCUAUUCACCCGGAGCUUGCGGGCAAGAUCACUGGCAUGCUGUUGGAGAUGGACAACAACGAGCUCGUUGCCCUUGUUGAGAACGAUGGUGCUCUGCGGUCCAAGGUUGACGAGGCUUUGGCUGUCUACGACGACUAUGUUCGCCAGCAGGGUGAUGGUGAGGCCCCGAGCAAGGAAGAGAAGACGGAGGAGAAGGCCUAAUCAAGCCAUGCUCCUCGGUGAUUCUUUUCGACUCUGAUAUGUGCAGAUGGCCAUAUCUUUUUGCAGAUGAUACCAUGCAUUUUUAUUGCGCCCUUUUUCCGGUUUAUUAUGAUGGAGGACUUUUACACUUGUUUGUUUUAUGCGGAUCAUGAGUCACGUUAUUUGGUUGGAAGGACAUCUCGUCCAGCUCUUGCGAAAAGAAAAAGAAACAAAUGGUCCUCUGGUUGGCGGCUUUUGCAACAGAUUUUACCAUGUAAUGAUAGACAUCUUUUUCCCGUUCAUGAAAGGAUACGUGGAGGGCAGUCCAGGGGGGUGUUUUACUGGAUUAGAGAUUAGGCUCGGAUUGAUCAGACACUGGGCUGCGAGUCUCACCACGAAAACGGCGUUCAGGGGUUGGGGAUGGCCUUGUUUGGGCCGGUCAUUGCUCGCGUUCUCGCUGGACUAGAUACCCUUAUAGUCCAUUUUUCUCUUAUCUUUCAACCUGCAUACUGUGCACACAGACUGUAUGAUUGUAGAUGGCUGUGAC